Molecule: messenger RNA, 351 nt
Organism: Encephalitozoon hellem ATCC 50504
Lineage: Eukaryota; Fungi; Microsporidia; Unikaryonidae
Exons: 1
Coding region: 1-351 (116 amino acids)
Source: RefSeq, a predicted model, not a curated record
AUGGAAGAAGACAUUAGGGAGAACAGCAUUCCAAGCACUAGACUCGGGGAUCAGGAAAUUCGGAUUGGAGAGACACCGAACGAAGAUGCACUCGUGAUAUACUUAUCGCGAGGAAAUAGAGACAAAAAAGUGGUCUGCACCAAAGAUAAUGGCCUUGCGGGUGACAUUAACAAGUGUAGGAAGCACAAGGUCGACAGCUGCAUCUGUCUUUCGAAGAUGCAUUACGAGGUCGAUGGAGACAUUCUUUGCAUCAGAGAAAUGAAGCCUUUUAUUUACAUUAGAAAGGUCUCAAUAUUGCGCUCACGUAGCAUAGACAGCCCAAAGGCAACUGGAGGGCAGAAAGACACAUAG